AGUACAGGGACGACGGCCACCACCUCAUUGCCACUCCAGGUCCCUGUUCAGGAUGCAUCAUCGCCCGUGAAUGUGCGUGCCGUAGCAGGAGGUGUUGCUGGAGGUAUAGCAAUCAUCUCACUUGCUGUUCUUGUUCUCCUGUCCUGUCUACGCAACCGUCGACGCCGAGGCAUCAAUCGACCGUAUGAUGAUGAUCCGCGCCCUUUGAGCUUGGAGCCUUCUCUCCGGGGACUGGGGAUAUAUGACGACAGUUCUCAUACAAGCUUGCCCUCGCUUUGGUACCAAGACAACUUUUUCAGCCAGAAGAGCGAAUAUCCUGAAAUGCCGGAAAUCCGCGAGAAUUACUUCCAGCCAGAUACGCACGCCGGUCGAGACAUGCAUCGCCGAGGCUCAGAAGAAACCUCCGAGACUCUCUUUGCCCCUUGCCUCCCGCCUCCACGACGGGACUCCCUUCCAACCAAUAAGAACGUCAUGCCGCGAGUCGCCCGGCCUAUCUCACCUACACAGAAAACUCCAGAAUACACAAGCCCACCAUCGCCACAUCCUAGCGAUCGUACUGCUGUUUCAGAUCCGGACCCGUUCCAUCCUUCGCCCCCUCCCACCCAGGUUAUUCCCCCCAUCAACAACGCUGCUGUACUUCAGGCCCCUACACCGUUGAGUGACCUGAGUUCGGAUCCACAGGAGUCAAAUGGUGUAUUUGGGCAAACCAACAACGAUAGAAGCAGCAACUAUAAUGAUGGCGCUUUACCACCUAUCCCCGUGAUCCUGCGUCGUGCCUCGAGCUCCAAACGGCGAUUUGCGAAUACAGAAAACCCAAUGCUUCAGAGGCUUAUCCUAGCCCGUGCAGCGAGGGCACCGCCGCGGCCAGAAUCGUCGAUCCUUGGAAGCGAGUUAGGCUCGGUCGCUGAAGACGAAGACCCGGUCCAGAUUGUUUCGAAGGCUAUCCAAGAAAGAACAGUCUACAGAAGCACUAUUAUGACCAUUAUGUCGGAAGCCAGCGUGUACAGCCAAGCUGGUGAGGGAGAUCCUUAUGGAAGGCCACCACUUUAGCAAUCACACCAUAGCCUUGCAUUGCUUCUCUCCCGAGACAAAAUGUUGGACAGACAUGGCACCUAGCAGAUGGUCUGGCGUUCCAGCAGUCUGCACU
This is a messenger RNA of Cantharellus anzutake, 1147 nucleotides long. RefSeq lists its product as uncharacterized. The record is from RefSeq and is a predicted model, not a curated record. Bases 322 to 1050 code for a protein of 242 amino acids. The transcript has 2 exons. NCBI's taxonomy places the organism in Eukaryota, Fungi, Basidiomycota, Agaricomycetes, Cantharellales, Hydnaceae.